CGCCAUCUCAUUUAGCCACUACAACAAAAGCGUGCAGUAAAUGUGGCCUAAUGUGAUAAAGUCAUACAAGAUUGUUUUGACAAUAUCCCUUUGUUUUGUUUUUCCUUCUAGGUAAUGAACCAAUUUCUAUGUCAGUUGGGCUUGCGUCCAAGCUGGCAGUUUGGGGAUGUUUAUGGGUUGGACCCAGAACUCCUCAGUAUGGUACCAAAACCAGUGUGUGCUGUUCUGCUCCUCUUCCCAGUGACGGAGAAGUAUGAAUCAUUCAGGUUGAAAGAGGAAGGAAGAAUCAAAGAAGAGGGGCAAGAGGUGUCUUCUGAUGUGUACUUCAUGAAGCAAACCAUUGGGAAUGCCUGUGGUACAAUCGGAUUAAUUCACGCCGUGGCAAACAACCAAGCCAGUCUGGAAUUCGAAGCAGAUUCUCCACUGAAGAAGUUUCUGCUGGAAUCCUCUAAAUUGAGCCCAGAAGAAAAGGCAGUCUUCCUAGAAAAAGAUGAGCAUAUGCGCGUUACCCACGAAUCAAGUGCACAGGAGGGUCAGAGUGAGACCCCAAGCAUAGAUGAUAAAGUAGACUUGCAUUUCAUAUCUUUUGUAAACGUUGGAGGACAACUGUGCGAACUAGAUGGCCGCAAGCCUUUCCCCAUCGUCCACGGAAAAACCUCAGAAGACACUUUCCUGGAGGAUGCCGCAAAGAUGUGCAAAGUGUUCAUGGCACGCGACCCCUUGGAGCUCCACUUCACGGUUAUUGCCCUCUCCAAAGCUUGAAGCCUGAACGCUUUCUUGUUUAUGACACUUCCCUUCCACACAGAAGAUUUCAGAAUUCAAUUCUACUGCCAAUCAUUCGCAAGUGCUGACCUUUUAAGAAAGAAAAGUUCAAUUUUUACAAAGUAAAGAACAGACAAGAUACUGAAAAUAUAUUUAAAAGAAGGAAUAUUUAAAUGGUCUUCCAUGUCUGUCAUGCAUUUCUUGUGAGGUUUUCAAAGGAAUUCAAGUGUGUUGUGCAACUAAAAUACUUACAAUUAAUAAAAAAUGCAUAUUCACUGUCAAACCCUGUUUAAAACAUAAUCGGGCUGCCAGUAUAGAUAUUAACACUAUUUUAUGUAAAUUCUGAAAAUUUACAUUUUGUGGCUGUUGAAGAUUAAACUAUAAAAUUGGUCAUUUUCAAAAAGGCUUGUGUUGUAAAAAGCUUGACUUAAACCGAAUGCAUACUUUGCAAUCAAAUUAACCUAAGCAGUGAUGCACUGAAAAACGUCUUUAAAACAGCUUGAUUGCACAAUGCCUGGAAAGCUGAUUCACUCAAAUGUUAAGAUAAAAUCUUUUGGAAAGGUGCCUAUUUCUUUUUUUUAUUGAGCUGGAAUGUGUGUUGAAUAAAAACCAAUGAAUGACAA
Molecule: messenger RNA, 1385 nt
Organism: Gadus macrocephalus (Pacific cod)
Lineage: Eukaryota; Metazoa; Chordata; Actinopteri; Gadiformes; Gadidae
Gene: uchl3
Product: ubiquitin carboxyl-terminal esterase L3 (ubiquitin thiolesterase)
Exons: 8
Coding region: 115-762 (215 amino acids)
Biological process (GO): ubiquitin-dependent protein catabolic process; protein deubiquitination
Cellular component (GO): cytoplasm
Molecular function (GO): cysteine-type deubiquitinase activity
Source: RefSeq, a predicted model, not a curated record